Molecule: messenger RNA, 1134 nt
Organism: Coregonus sp. 'balchen'
Lineage: Eukaryota; Metazoa; Chordata; Actinopteri; Salmoniformes; Salmonidae
Source: the annotation of a GenBank genome assembly
AUGGGGAUGCCAGAGGACUUAGCAGUGUCCAGGAAAGUGAACUUAUCAACAGUCGGUAAAACAACCUUUCUGGACUCGGAGUUCCGAUACACACUCUUCCCAGUUUUCUACGGUGUUGUGUUUGUCCUUGGGCUGAUAGCCAACAGUUACGUGCUGUUCGUGCUGCGGCGCAUGCGCAACGCCAAGGCCAUGAACGAGAUCCGCAUCUACAUGGUCAACCUGACUGUGGCCGACCUCCUCUUCGUGUGCGCCCUCCCCUUCUGGAUUGGCUACUACCACUGCAGCGGCGACUGGCGCUACGGCGACUUCCUGUGCCGUGUCACCGGCGUGUUCUUCUUCAUCAACACCUACUGCUCCAUCCUCUUCCUCGCCGCCAUCAGCGUCAACCGUUACUGGGCCAUCACGCGCCCGCUUGAUGCCGCCUCGUCCGACCGUUGGCGCCGCGGAGUGGCUGUCACCAUGGUUAUCUGGGCGCUCACUCUGUCCAUGUCCGUGCCGCACCUCUUGAAGACGGACAUCCAGGUGGAUGAGCGCAACGUGUCGCGCUGCUUCGAGGGCUACCACCACAAGACUGACGACGAAAAGCGUACAGUGGCCACCAUCCACCUCAUCAUCGUGGUGUGCUUCGUCUUGGUCUUCUUUGUAGUAGUAGUCUGUAACCUGCUCAUCUCCCGGGCACUGCUCGCCCAGUCCCCUAUCCAGACUCGGGGCUCUAGUUCAUACAUGCCCCGGGGGGUGAAGGGCCAGGCCCUGCAGAUGCUGUGUGCCGUGGUGGGGGUGUUUGUGGUGUGCUUCCUCCCCCACCACGUGGUCCAGGGUCCCUGGACUCUGGCUGUACUGGAGAUCAAGGAGGGCUGGGGCAGUAUGGACUGGGACCAGCGGACCAGGCAGUGGCUUAACGACGUCCACCAGGUCACCUUGAUGCUGAUGGGGCUCAACUGCCUCCUGGACCCUGUGGUCUACUGCUUCGCCACCAGGAAGUUCCGCCUGUACAUCAAGGACCAUCUGAAAAUGUUGAGGAGGUGCAAAGGAUGCUCGGAAACAGCCAUCACACAGAUUUCUAUGGUGGAGUGCAAGAUUAUGAGCCAGCGGCUCCAUAACGAGCAGCAGCAGCUCCAGAUUUUAAAUCUCUAG